Molecule: messenger RNA, 5043 nt
Organism: Plasmodium relictum
Lineage: Eukaryota; Apicomplexa; Aconoidasida; Haemosporida; Plasmodiidae
Product: conserved Plasmodium protein, unknown function
Exons: 1
Coding region: 1-5043 (1680 amino acids)
Biological process (GO): mitotic chromosome condensation
Cellular component (GO): condensin complex; condensed chromosome
Source: RefSeq, a predicted model, not a curated record
AUGAAAUCCUAUAGGCUUAAAAAAACUAAUGAAAAAAAAGAGGAUGAAAAUGUAAAAGAUAUCAGUGAUAAUAUAUCAAAUUUAAUGAGUUUAAAAAUUAGAAAUGAAAAUAUACACAUAAAAAAUAUUAUAAGAACAAUACAUUAUGUUUAUAUAAAUAAAUAUGAUAGUGAAACAGGUUUUUCUUAUAUUAAAGACAUACUAAAAAACAUUAUUAAAGGUAAUGUGUAUGAUAUUGAAUAUAAAAAGUAUAUAAAUAAAAAUUGUAUAUAUGAAUUAUGUUCUAGAAUACUUUUAAAUAUCAUAAAAACUAAUGUUAAAGAUGAUAAUUUUAAUAAAAUAGUAGAAUUUUUGUUUGAUAUAUUAUAUUAUUGUGAUGUAAUAAUAAGUGAAAAGAAAAAUAUAAAAAGUACCAAUAUAGAUAGUAAUAUUAAUCAAGAAUAUGAGUUAAUCACCAAAUUGUGGAAUAGAUUAUUAGACAAUAUAUUUAUUAAAGAUAGGAAACAAAGAAUUAAUUUAUGUAAAGUUAUAAGAGCUUUAGUUAGAAAAGCAUGUGCACUACAAAUUGAUGUUUCUAACAAAUUAUGUAAAAAACAUGCUAACAUAUUCUUAUCUUUAUUAAAUGACAAAGAUCAUAAUAUUAGAGUUUUAUGUUUAAUCAUAUUAGAACCAUUUCAAGACUUCAAUACUAAGGGAAGUUAUCUGAAAUGUUUUGACGAUUCUCACUACCUUGUAAGGAUAAAUGCAAUAAAAAACAUUUCAAUAAAUAUAGAAGAUAACAAUUAUGAGCAUUUAGUAAUUUUGAAAAACUUUUUAAUUAGAAUAAAUGAUAUAAAUCAUAAUGUAAGAAUAAGUGUAUAUGAAAAAUUAAAAAAUUAUUAUUUUUACAUUCCAUCUGAUAUGAAGUUCGAGUUAUUAUUAUGUGGAUUAAACGAUAAAGAAAAAUCAGUACGUGAAAGUUGUUACAGUAUGAUUAUACAUUGGGUACAAUUAUUUGAUGAUAAAAUAGAAAAUUUAUUGUUACAUUUAAUAAAUAAUGACAUAGAUAAUGAUAUAAUAGUAGAACAAAUAUGUAAGAUUCAUUUAAAUAAUGUAAGAAAAGGUAAUAUAAAAAGUAAUACUAUAGAGGUAGAUGAAGAUAGAGAGGUUUUUGAAAAUAAUAACUCUGAAGAAAAAAAUUUGACUGGUAAUAAUGAUGAUAGCCCAUAUAAUGAAACUUGGUUUAAUUAUUGUAUAAAUAAUUUAUUUUCAUUAAAUGCAGCAGAAUUGUAUAUUCUUCGGGUAUAUGUUCAAAAUUUCUCUGAUGAACAAGAGAAAGAGAAAAUUGAUGCAUUACAAGUAAUUAAUACUAUAUAUUAUUAUCUGAGUUUGAGUAAAUUUAAUGAAAAGCUAUAUUAUAAUAGAAAAAAUUAUAUUAACUGUGUUGAAAAUAAUGAAGGUGAUCAAGCAGAUAACCAAAAUUUGUUUUGUUCUUGCGGAAAGAAUAAAUUGGAUAUAAAAAUAUUGGAAGAAAAUAGAAAAAAAAAAUUUAUUGAAACCUCUAUUUUUGAUGAUACAUAUUGUGACAAAUGCAUUUAUUAUACAACUAAAAAAAAUGAAUCGUAUAGCAAUAACAAUGAUAAAAAUGAAACAGAAGAUAAUAAUAAUGGGGAUUCUAGUAUUCAAGAAAAUGUAUUAAUAAAUGAAGAUAAUAUAAAUGAAAAUUAUAAUUAUAUUUGUAACAUAAAAAAUUUAUUAUUGAUAUGUAAAUAUUUAGAUAUAAUAGAAAUAUAUCAAGUAGAAAAAAUUCUAAAAUGUUGUACAACAAUUUUAUUAACAGGACCGUUAAGAGAAGUUAUUAUAAAAUGCAUGCUAAAUAAUACGGGAGUAAAUUACUACAAAUUGCAAAAGGGACAUAUUACGUGCGCAUAUUGGUUAAGUAAUAGUUAUAUAUAUGCAUGCUUAGAGUUAUUAAGACAAAUGAUUUAUAUAAAAAAUAAAAAUAGUGAUAUAAAUGAAAUAGAAAUUAACUUAACUAAUCAAAUAUUAAGUAUAAUAUCUGAAAUAAAAGAACCAUUUGAUAAUACAGAAAAUGAAAAUCCAUUUUUAAGCAAUAAUAUUAAUUUAAUAGAGGAUGAAAAAAAAUUAAGUAAAAACAUAUCUAAAAAUGAAAAUGUUGAAAAAAAUACAUUAACAUUCAUAUUUAAUAAUAUAUUGAAUGUUGAAAAUGACACUAUCUUUGAUAUAAUAAGAAAAAAAAAUUUAAAUACUUUAUCUAUUGAGCAUUUAUUAAUAUUAUGCAAAAAAAUGCAACAUAAAUUAGAUGUAACUGAAGCGAAAAUUAAAGACUUAACAGAAAUGGGGAAGGAAAAGGAAAAUGAAAAAAAUGAAGCAGAAAGUAAUGCAAUAUCAGAAAAAGAAAAGACGGCAGAGACAAAUGAGAAAAAUGAUAUUAAUGCAUUUCACGAACAGAUUAGGAUGCAUACGCAAAUUUUUUUAAAGCAAAUAACGAUGUUAAGUUUAUUGAGAUUAGAAUUAAAAAGAAGAUGGUUAAGAAUUUUAUUUAUAUUGGAGUGCUUUUUAUGCAAAAGUAAAUCUCACUGUUCUUUUGAUUCGGCCCUUCGUGAAUUUCCGAAUGAGUUAUUAUUGCCUGCUUUAAAUUUUUGUUGUUCUAUUAUGCCAGAUUGGGAUGAUAAAGAAAUAGAAGAUCAGUUUUAUGAUAUUAUUGUUUCUAAAUGCUUAGGAAAUUGGUGCAUGUUUAUAAGUAAUGAUGAAGAAUUAAAGAAGCAAAUAUAUGCAUAUAAAACAGCUAUUGCUGAUACAUGUGAUGUAUUAAAUAACUGUUUAUUAAACAUUGAAAAAAUUCAUUCUAAUAUUUAUCCAAAUAUAUAUAAUAAGGCCAAUAUUGAUAUAAUGAUUCAAACAGACAAAAUAAUAAAUAAAAAUACAACAUGCGAAGAAGAAAAUAAAAAAGCAAAUAUUGAUGAAGAUAUUAGUAAUAAUUAUAUAUUUUAUGAAUAUAAUCCUCCAAAUGAGCAUUUAUUAAAUUAUUUCUCCGUUAAUCAAGAUGCUUGGUAUGAAUAUAAAGAGUUAUUAGAAAAGCUAGAAAUAAAUUCUUUAAGAUGUGAAAUAUAUAUAUGUGUAUUAGGAGAUUUAUUAAUGACUCAUCCGCAUUUAAAUAACGAUGAAUUAAUUAUAGAUGCUGUAGAAAAUUUAUGGAAUUAUUUAAAUGGAGUAGUAAAUACAAGUAAAUAUAUUCAAUCUAUUUGCUUAAGAGUUUAUUGCAAAUUAUUGUUAACGGAAUAUUUAGGAAAUCAUAUUCAUAAGUUAUCUAAUGAAGAGUUAUUUAGUUUAAUGAAAUCAUCGUCUCAUAAAUUAAGAGCAUUAUUUGAAAUGUGCUUUUUAAUGUCUCCAUCUACCUACAACUGUGUUCAAGACUUUAAAAAAAUUAGUACUUUUAAUAUUACGAAUAUUAAUUCACAUGAUAAGAUAUUUUUAUUUUCUAUUUUUUCUAUGUAUCCAUCAAUGAGUGAAACUAAUUUGUUAAUUUUUCAUUAUACUUUUGAAGAAGUGAUUUUAAAAACAUGUGAAGGAGUUUUAAAAUAUAAGCUAAAGACUAUCAAUUUUACAAAUAUUCUCACAUUUAUGAUUUUUACUUUAUUACAUAAAGCCAAUAUCAACUUUUUAGUUGCUAAUUUUGCAAAGUAUAUAAAAUGGAUUCUUCUAAUUAUCAUAGAAAAAGGUAUAGCGUUAACUAAUAGAUCUAACAUAAUAGAAUUGAUAUAUAAAGUAAUUCAAAUAUAUCUCUUUCAUGAUCUCAGUGAUGUUAAUAGUUUAGAAAAAAAGAGAAAUUACGAAAUGAAAGAAGUUAAGAAGAGAGGAAGAAAAAGAAAAAUUAAUCCAUUAGAAGAUAAAAUUGAAAAAAAAGAAACAGAAAAAGAUAUUGAAAGGGAAUUUGAAAAAGAAAUGGAAAAAGAGAUGGAGAAGGAAAUGGAUAAAGAAAAAGAUGAAAAUGAAAAUGAAAAAGAUCAAGAAAAAGAGAAAAAAAAUUAUACUAUAUGCUUUAAGAGUGUCCAAGCUAAUGUAAACACUACUAUUAAAGAUUUAAAAAGUUUUUUUGUGCUAGUUAAUUUUUGUAUGCAUUCUUCUGAUAUCAUUCGAUCAAAAAAUGAAAUAAAGUAUUGUGAAAUUGUUAAAGAACACAUUGAAAAAAAAAUUGAGGAAAUUAAAAAUUAUUUUAUUAAAAAAAAUUUAAUUGUAACUGAAAAUAAUGAAAAUAAAAUAGAAAAUGAAGAAAAUAAAAAUAAUCAUAAUUUAUUAAAUUUAAAACAAAUUGAUUCAUUAACAGAAGAUUCGAUUUAUCAAGAAAUUAUUGAAGAUUAUGCAAAUUAUAUAGGAAAAUUGACUUCAAGAGAUUUUUCUUAUCCAAUAAUACCACGAAGUUUAGAUCAUAUUAAUGAAGAUGAAAUGUCCAAACAAGAAAUAUUGGAUCAAAUUAAUAAUACAUGCAUAUCUGAUGAGAACAAAGAUGAAAAUUCUCAGAAGAUAGUUAAAAAGAGAGGAAGAAAAAAAAAAAAUUCCAAUAUAAAAAAUGAAAUGGUUAAUGAAUAUGUUGAGAAAGAUAAGGAAAUAAAAAUAAUGAAUGAAAAAGAUGAUAAUAAAAAUAGCCAAGACAGUAAGAUCAUUAGUGAAAAUAAUCCCGUUAUAAAUAAUACUGAAAAUCAAAUACAAAAUGAAAAAGGACAGUUAACAUACAAAAAUGGAAAUAAAGAAGAUAUAAAAGAUACAGAAAAAAAAAGCGAAAAUUAUCAUAACAUGAUUAAUGUUAAAAAUAAUAUUAAAAAUAAGUUUACUGAAUUAAAUUUGAGUUCAAGUGAAGAUACACAAAAUAGCGAUGGCAGUUCUAGCUUAAAUGAUUAUGAAAGUAUGAAAAACUGUACUGAUUUAAAUGAUGGUAGUAGUAGUUAUAGUAGUUUUAAUAGCAAUGAUUCGACUGCAAUGGCAUUUAAAAGAUUAAAUAAGUUAAAAAGAACUAGUUAUUCAAGUGUUGUUUCAAAAUUUUAA